GAGCGAGAGUUAUUGGAUUUUUCUCGGUAAGUCCGUCUCGUGGACGCUGAUCACGCACGUUUCAAACCAAAACAGUACUAACAACCGGCACUAUCUCUUUCAUUUCCUGACUUUCCAACUUUGGUACCACUUCUCCUUUUCCUUUUCCUCAUGAACUCCACGGUAAUUACCGCUGCAAUUUUCCUCGCUCUCUUCGCUAUCACCUUCACCUUAUUCAACCCACUAAACCUCUUUACACCGCUUCCCAUUCCUGGAUCCAAGGAUCACCUCCAUGCUGCUCACUUGCUCCACGUCACCGGAGCCGUCGGUCCGGAGAGUCUUGUUUUUGAUAGUCUCGGUGAUGGACCCUACACCGGAGUCGCCGAUGGUCGGAUUCUGAAAUGGGAAGGAGAGGAACGUGGUUGGACUCAAUUUGCCGUCACAAGUUCCAAUAGGUCGGACUGUGUACGUCCAUUUGCACCAGAAUUAGAGCAUGUUUGUGGGAGGCCACUAGGACUGAAGUUUGAUAAGAAAAAUGGAGAUCUGUACAUUGCUGAUUCCUACCUCGGCCUCAAAGUAGUAGGACCUGCAGGGGGUUUGGCCGCCGAAGUAGCAACAGAAGCUGAAGGACAGCCCUUUCGCUUCACCAAUGACAUGGACAUCAGUGAAGAUGAAGAUGUGAUUUACUUCACUGAUUCGAGCACAGUAUAUCAGAGAAGGCAAUUUAUGCUUAUACUUCUUAGUGGAGACAAGACUGGGCGGUUAAUGAAAUACGACAAGUCGACAAAAGAAGUGAAGGUCUUAUUACGCGACCUUGCUUUUCCCAACGGUGUUGCUUUAAGCAAAGAUGGUUCAUUUCUUCUGGUAGCUGAAACCUCGACUCACAGGAUUCUGAGGCUUUGGCUUCAUGGACCUAAGUCUGGCCAAGUCGAUACUUUUGCUAUUGUUCCAGGUUUUCCGGACAAUAUAAGGAGAAAUUCAGAAGGGCAGUUCUGGGUAGCUUUACAUGCCAAAGAAACUCCCUUUGCAAGGUGGAUUGCUUCCAAUUUAUGGGCUGGUAAAGCAUUGUUAAAGCUUGGAAAUUUCAAGCAGUUGCAUGCGUCGGUGGCGAAGAAGCCUCAUGCUGCAGCUAUAAAGUUGAGUGAUGAAGGGGAAAUAUUAGAAGUCUUGGAAGAUUGUGAAGGGAAGACGUUGAAGUUCAUCAGUGAAGUGGAAGAGAAAGAUGGAAAACUUUGGAUUGCAUCAGUGUUAAUGCCUUAUAUUGGUGUUUAUAGUUUGUGAGAAUGCAAUGUAGGUAAGAUGGUAUUUGAAUUACCCUUGGACUUAGUUUGGAUUCAUUUUUAGCUUAUGAGCGUGAUUAUCAAAUUGAGAUUCAGAAUGUGAAAGACCUAUUUUUUUGAAUAAUAAAUCGAAUCUUAUUAUAAA
Molecule: messenger RNA, 1404 nt
Organism: Lathyrus oleraceus (garden pea)
Lineage: Eukaryota; Viridiplantae; Streptophyta; Magnoliopsida; Fabales; Fabaceae
Product: protein STRICTOSIDINE SYNTHASE-LIKE 10
Exons: 3
Coding region: 151-1260 (369 amino acids)
Cellular component (GO): endomembrane system
Molecular function (GO): hydrolase activity
Source: RefSeq, a predicted model, not a curated record